AUGGAGCUGGUUUGUGUGGAGGACUUUGAGAAAAGGGCUAGCAGUCAACUGGAGAAGAAUGCCUUGGAUUAUUACAAAAGCGGUGCAGGAGAACAGUUUACGCUUGGACUAAAUCGCGAGGCUUUUAAAAGGUUGCGUCUGCGUCCACGUUUUCUUCGCGAUGUUUCACAGCUAGAUCUGGGCUGUAAGAUCCUUGGACACCAGCUUAAAUGGCCGCUGGGCAUUGCCCCAACCGCAAUGCAGAAGAUGGCCCAUCCAGAUGGUGAAAUCGGUAAUGCGCGGGCCGCGGGCAAAGCUGGUUCCAUAUUCAUUUUGAGCACACUUUCCACCACAUCACUGGAGGACUUGUCGGCUGGGGCGCCGGAUACCUGCAAAUGGUUUCAGCUCUAUAUCUACAAAGAACGCUCACUUACCGAGAAGCUAGUUCGGCGCGCCGAAAAGGCAAACUUCAAGGCCCUGGUUCUGACUGUUGAUGCUCCUGUUUUUGGGCACCGGCGUUCCGAUGUGCGCAACAAAUUCAGUCUGCCGCCGCACUUGAGCCUGGCCAACUUUCAGGGCGAGCAGGCGAACGGUGUGGUCACAAUGGGUGGCUCUGGCAUUAACGAGUACGUGGCCAGCCAAUUCGAUGCCAGCAUCACCUGGAAUGACAUCAAUUGGCUGAAGCAGCUGACCCACCUGCCCAUCAUUGCCAAGGGCGUGCUAACCGCAGAAGAUGCUGUUUUGGCGCGUGAAUUUGGCUGCGCUGGAGUAAUUGUCUCCAAUCAUGGCGCCCGCCAAAUCGACACGGUGCCAGCCUCAAUUGAGGCCCUGCCCGAGGUGGUGAAAGCUGUCGGCAACGAUCUGCUUGUCAUGUUAGACGGCGGCAUUAUGCAAGGAAAUGACAUUUUCAAGGCAUUGGCAUUGGGCGCCAAAACCGUUUUUAUUGGCCGUCCGGCAGUCUAUGGCCUGGCCUAUAAUGGACAACGCGGCGUCGAGCAAUUGCUGAGUGUAUUACGAAAAGAUUUUGAAAUCACUAUGAAAUUGACCGGCUGUCAAUCAUUGGCUGACAUUCAGUCGGUUAUGGUGGUGCACGAGUCCUUCUAUUCAAAACUAUAAUAUAAUACCUAUCAACAAAAUACAUUUGAAAUAAACUUAUCAUCUACGAUUCUA
Molecule: messenger RNA, 1149 nt
Organism: Drosophila montana
Lineage: Eukaryota; Metazoa; Arthropoda; Insecta; Diptera; Drosophilidae
Exons: 2
Coding region: 1-1095 (364 amino acids)
Molecular function (GO): FMN binding; oxidoreductase activity
Source: RefSeq, a predicted model, not a curated record